AUGAUCCUGCCCGAGAAAAAUGCCGGAAGCAGGAAGCGCGAGAUGUGGCCGCCGAACUGCAAACCGCUCCGUGAAGUGGCCGAUAUGGUGCAUGGCACUAUUCCGUUGUACUAUCCGCUCAAUUUGAUCAUCGAUACGCCGGAAUUUCAACGUUUGCGACGUAUCAAGCAGCUCGGCUUCACCUAUGUUGUUUAU
Gongylonema pulchrum is the source of this 195-nucleotide messenger RNA. NCBI's taxonomy places the organism in Eukaryota, Metazoa, Nematoda, Chromadorea, Rhabditida, Gongylonematidae. The record is from the annotation of a GenBank genome assembly.